CACAGUCCACGCGCUUUAAGGAUGCUCAGCGGAAAGACUGACAGCAGCAUUCUCCAGUCCCCGCCCACUUUAGGGAGGGAGUUCCUGGCCGGGUGGCUUGUUACGACAGCCGGGAGAAAGAAGCACGGUCGCAGAGAGGACACUGUCCGAGCAAGACCAAAAAGUGAAACGCAGUGUGUCCAUCGAUGCCCGUUCCUCUUCAUUAAGAAUCGCUGCCAACUGUUAGCAGGUCCGUGAAGAUAGUGGUUUUCCGUUACAGCCUCUACAUUCCCCUGUUCUGAACGGGUCUUCUAGUGGGCGUGCAGGUCCUGCCGGGUUCAGACUGCACAUUAACUGGACAGACCGAGAAGCACCCAAGACAACAUCCGUGGAGCGGAAAUAUAAACGCUUCCCAGGAGAGGAAGAACGGAACGACUCCAGCUGGAACCAAACUGGCAACCCCUGUCCCGAGACAUUACUGUAGAACCCCCUUCCCCCCCGCCCCCCUCCUGAAUUUUACCUAACAACACAUGACGCAGAUAAGGAGUGAACAUGGACGAAUGUUAAUUUCUACUCCUCGCCUCCUCGUUGUUUCUUUUGAAAGGGAAAAGAGCAACAGAACACUCCUUACAUCAGCAAGAUUAACCACUGACCUUUCACACUCCUGAUUGCAUCACUGUAUGUCACUUAAAGUACUCUCCGCACUUGGCCAUUUGAUACAGUCUAAUGGUGCUUCCCACUUCUGCAUGAGUUCCAGUUCCUGUGCUUGGAUCAAGAAGAGGGAUUUUUCCCAUAUAAUUUAUUUAUUAUAAUUAUUUCUAAAAAUAAGUUUUCUUUUACUGCUGGUGAAGUCAUGGGUGCGACAGGCUACGGGUACUACCGCGUCAGCAUCUUCCUGGCCAUGUUUGUGGGCUACACCCUGUACUACUUCAACAGGAAGACCUUUUCCUUCGUCAUGCCCUCGGUGAUGGAUGAGAUCGAGCUCGACAAGGAUGACUUGGGCCUCAUCACCAGCAGCCAGACUCUGGCCUACGCCAUCAGUAAGUUCAUCAGCGGCGUGCUGUCCGACCAGAUGAGCGCCCGCUGGCUGUUCUCCCUCGGUCUCUUCGCGGUGGGCGCCGUCAACGUGGUCUUCUCCUGGUCCUCCACCGUGCCCCUGUUCGCCGGGCUGUGGUUCGUCAACGGGCUGGGCCAGGGCCUGGGGUGGCCCCCCUGCGGGAAGGUGCUGCGCAAGUGGUACGAGCCGUCCCAAUUCGGAACAUGGUGGGCGGUACUGUCCUGCAGCAUGAACCUGGCGGGGGGGCUGGGACCCAUCGUCGCCGCGGUGAUGGCCCACAGCUACAGCUGGAGGACCACGCUGUCCUACUCCGGGAUGGUCUGCAUGGCCAUCUCCGUCCUCUGCCUCCUCUUCAUCAAGAACGAGCCGGCCGACGUGGGCCUGCCCAACAUCCAGCCCGCGGCCAAGAAGGGCAAAGGAGGUUCCAGUCAGGAGAGCACGCUGAAAGAGUUCCUCCUGUCCCCCUACCUGUGGCUGCUCUCCAUGGCCUUCCUCAUGGUGUUCGGCGUGAAGACGGCCUGCACCGACUGGGGCCAGCUCUUCCUCAUACAGGAGAAGGGCCAGUCCGUUCUCAUGGGCAGCUCCUACAUGAGUGCGCUGGAGAUCGGGGGGCUGGUGGGUAGCGUCGCCGCGGGAUACCUGUCCGACAAGGCUGUCGCCCGGCAAGGACUGCGUAGCCACGGCAACCCUCGCCACGGCCUCCUCAUCUCCAUGAUGGUUGGGAUGUACGUGUCCAUGUACCUCUUCCGGGUCACCGUCAGUCCAGACACAAAGGAAGUUCCCAUUUGGAUGGAGGCACUUCACCCUUUCUCUGUCCUCACGGGUUUAUCGGAACAAGAGAUCUGGAUUCUCUCUCUGGGAGCCCUUUUUGGUUUCUCAUCCUGUGGACCAAUCGCAUUGAUCGGUGUGAUAGCCAGUGAGAGUGCACCUUCAAACUACUGUGGGACAUCACACGCUAUUGUUGCCCUGAUGGCAAAUGUUGGUGGCUUCCUUGCUGGGCUGCCGUUCAGCACCAUUGCCAAGCACCACAGCUGGGACAUGGCUUUCUGGGUAGCGGAGGUGGUCUGCGCCGUGACGACCGUCGGCUUCUUCCUGCUCCGGAACAUCCGCACCAAGAUGGGGGCCGUGCCCGAGAAGAUCGACUGAUCCCCCAGACCACAUGACACUCCACUGCCAAUGAGGAGAGUCCAGCCACUGUCACAGCCAAUCAGUCCCCUGUAGAAGCUUACUCUGCACUCUGUGAUAGGUCUCCCAGAAGGGGUGGCAGAAUCAGCCGAUCAAAUUUCUGUAAAUACAACCCUGAAGAAUACUGAAAAGUGCUCACACUGUCUCAAUUGUAAAGCUUCACCAGUUUUAAUAUGUUUGGCAAUAACCUUUAAACUGUGAUGCAUGAAAGUUGGUGAGGCUCUGCAGAAGACGAUGCAAAAGCUUUUAUUGUAAUACAUAUUCUCUCCAAACAGCCUUAGAAAGGUACAUUAUAAACACUACACUGCCAGUGUGGUUUAACCCAAAGCAUAUUGAAGAAUAAUCGUUAGUGUAAAAAAGUAAUAACAAUGACGAAAGUGAUAAAGGUUAUGAUGUGUAAAUGAGCAACGUGAGGGUGUAAAUAAUGUCCAUUAUCAAACACAUAAAUAACGUUCCACAAUUUUCAGCACCAUCAGUUACACUCAGUGUAGGAAACACUCAUGAAGGAUAGCCUCAUGUCUACAGUACGAUACUGUAACUUGACAACUGUGAACAUGAGGUCAAAACAACAUGACCCAGAAUGCAGUUUGAACCUAAAUGACCGAAAGGUCAUUCAUAAUGCAUGCCAGUCCUGCACACAGUCCUAGUAUUUGUCCGUAUUUAUUUUAGAUGCGUUUUAGACUUACUGUACACUAUCUACCUAUGGAAAGCACAGCUGGUCCACCACUGUGCAACGCAACAUCGAUUUCAAGCACUGACGACCAGAUUUUGAAUGUAAUUUACUUCUUAAAUACUAUAAAUGGGCCUGAAACCCUUAUCUAUGUCUAUGGAAUGUAGUACGUCUGGUUUAUUCUCCACUUAGUUUAAUUAAUGAUAGUGAGAACGUAAUCCUCAUUCAAUGUGCAUACUUGUCUUAUAACAUUGCCAGUUUAUACAUGUAUUCACCAGCAGUAAAACUACUUUUUCAUUAUUACAGAUUACAUUUUAGCUACAUUACAUUACAUUUUAAAGAUAAUGAGGGAAAAGAAGAGCAAGAGCUGAGUUUACAUUAAGGUUUACAUAUUACAUUAUGUUUGUGAAAUACAGUGGUACUUUUAUUCAUUUUGGCCAAUAUGUUUUGCCUUUAAAAUGUGAAUGUUUAAAGGGUUUUCAUUUAUUUGUUUUUAAAUCUCCUUUCAGUGUAAAUGAUGUGGCACUGUAGGGGGAUUCAGUCUAACUGAGGAGUUUCAAAGUCCUGGCGGGCCACAGUGUCUGCAGGUUUUCGUAGAUUCUUUUUAAUUAGCAGCCAUUUUUUUUAACAAGAUGUCAGGAAUCUUUACCCCAAUGAUUCCUUAAAUAAAUCUCUUAAGUGUUGAACCAGAAGACACUAUGGCCCUCGAGGACUGGAGUCUGUCUCCACCCAUUUUGUUUUUAAUAUAAUGAAUAUGAGCUGGUACUUUGCAAUUUGUAUGUCAGCUUAAUUUUAGUCAACCUUUUAACCUGAAAAUAGUUUUAAAAAAUAAUAUAAAAAUAAUUUUUGCCUUGAAGAUUAAGUGUACCUUAGAAAAACCAUACCUUAGACUGAAUCCCCUCAGAUUCAAAAUGACCUGUUUUGUGUUUGUAAAUCUGAAAAAAUAAGGUUUUGCUUUUGUGAUAUUUCAAUAUGCCAGUACACUUUUUGUUCUUUCUUCAAAAUAUAAUUUGUGUUUGAUGAACGUUGUGUGGAAUGCUAGGCUAUGACUGGAAUGAGACCCGUGUAAAUGUAUUCAUGGCCAGAACAUGACAAUGUAUUGCACAACUAUCCAUUUCUACAGACUCACAGUAGAUGACUGAGUGAUGAAACCAGUUGUUAAUUGCAACACUACAGAGUCAUAUAAGCUGCAUCUAUUGAUGCGAUAUGGUUCUGUUAGAAUCUGUAUAGAUGGAACUGUUAAUGAAUAAGUAUUAUUUAUGGCUUUUUGAGCACUAAACUUGUUAGAUAACAGCAUCACAAAAAAAUACAAUAAAUUAUUUUUCUUUGCCA
Anguilla anguilla (European eel) is the source of this 4223-nucleotide messenger RNA. Its product is annotated as glucose-6-phosphate exchanger SLC37A4-like. Bases 833 to 2182 code for a protein of 449 amino acids. The record is from RefSeq and is a predicted model, not a curated record. NCBI's taxonomy places the organism in Eukaryota, Metazoa, Chordata, Actinopteri, Anguilliformes, Anguillidae. The transcript is spliced from 11 exons. Gene Ontology annotation, molecular function: glucose 6-phosphate:phosphate antiporter activity. Gene Ontology annotation, cellular component: endoplasmic reticulum membrane. Gene Ontology annotation, biological process: glucose-6-phosphate transport; phosphate ion transmembrane transport.